GAGCCGAGUGAGCCGGAGCUUGUGAGUAAACGAAUGCAGUGAGAGAAAGUGCAGGUCUCUCCAAGCGUCGCUUAUGAACCUGAAAAAGAGUAGAAAAGGGAAGAGACUACGGAGAAUGAAAGGUCCUCUCCAGAGUCUUAGCUGGCUCUAAAAGAUGGAAAGAAUCUUGAACUCCACCAGACCUUUUUCCAUGUCCACAGAUCAGCCAAAAUUCAAGGCUUAUGGCUGCCACGACCCCACACCAGAACCACAUGCAGCCAGCAGCGUUGGCAAAAGCAGCGAGCUUGAUGAGCUGUUGUUUCAGGCAGACUUUUCCAACUUUCUUCUGAAGGUCAUCUCUCAUGGAACAGCCAAGCAUGUGGGGACGGGCCCUCUGGGGACAGAAAAGCCAUCCAUUAUUGCCCAGGCAGAGUGUGAAUCUCAGGACUCGCAGGAAUUCUGUCCCAACAGCAGACACAAAAAUGUCACCUACAGUGACCUCAGCACUCCCCUGUCCUGCACCCAGGGGUCAGUCUCUCGCCGCCGGCCCCGAAAGAAGCAUCGAAAGAGACAGCGGCGGAGGCAGGGAGAGAGGGAGGGUCAGCAGAGGGAUGGAGGGAGUGAGAGAGUGAGAGAGAGAAGACUGACCGGAGUGCCGGAACAGGACAGUGGAGAGGUGGGAGAGUGUAGCUACAGCAGCACCAGCAGCAGAUCCUACAGCAGCAGCAGAGCUGUUAGCACAGAGAGCCUGUCUGUGCAGGAAACGGCACGGCCAUGUUACCCUUCUCACCUCGGCCUCCGCACCUCUCCGCUUUCUUCUCCAGACCUCUGGGGGUCAAUCCAGGCCCUGCCCUCCUGUGAGAGCUAUGGUCAGGAGUGUGAGAGUUCACAGGAGUUCUUGAACAGUGAAAAAGACUGCAGCCUGGCUGUACAGGGGCUCCGAAACUACGUCACACAAUCUGAGCGCUCUUAUGCCUCAGCUUUCGUCAGAGAAAUGGUCAAAGUGGAGAAGGACAGAGAGGAGUAUGAGGAGGAAGAACAGGAGGAAAGCAACACAAAUGAAGGGAUUCUCUUUAAUGAGGAACUGCACCCUGACAACUAUGAAUAUCGGGAGGGGAGGGAUUAUGAAGUCUGUGAUUUACUAAAGCAAGGAUCGUAUGGAGACGUCUACAGCAUCAGAGACAAAUCCACUGGCUUUCUGUGCGCUGCCAAAAAGGUGCCGGUGAAGAAUUUCUGUAUUGAGGAGGUGGGCUCGUGGAGUGCCCUCCAGGCUCCUCAUAUAGUAGAUCUAUAUGGAUUUGUCAGAGAGGGUCGAUCCAUCAUCCUUUUUAUGGACCUCAAACCUGGCUCUCUGGGCCAGUUGCUGAAGGAGAGGGGCCGCCUGCCUGAGGAUCUCUCCCUGCAUUACCUGCACCAGGUGCAGGGGGCGCUAGAGCACCUCCACAAGAGGCGGAUCUUACACCUGGACAUCAAAGUGGAUAACGUGUUGCUGUCCAAAGACGGAAAAGACACAUUCCUGUGUGACUUUGGGCAGUCAGAGCGAUUAGACCAACAUGGAUUCAGUCCUUCUAAAGUUCUGAAGGGGACGGAGACACAUAUGGCUCCUGAAGUGGCGCGUGGAGAUAAGCGCAGUGGAAAGGCGGACGUGUGGAGCAGCUGCUGCAUGUUUCUGCACAUGCUCAAUGGCUGCCAGCCCUGGACCCGCUACUACACUCGCCCACUCUACCUUAAGAUUGCUGAAGAGCCACCACCCCUGAGGGAGAUCCCACCUGACUGCAGCCCUCAUACUGCUGAUAUCAUCAAACGGGGCCUGCAGAAAGAUCCGAACCGAAGAGCCUCAGCCAAGGAUCUCAGAGUUCAAUCAGCGAAAGCACUUAAAGAAUUGGGAGGUCUUCGUAGCCCUGCAUGGGGAGGGGCCUAUCAGAAACCAAUAGAGAAGCCAGAGAGGCGUGACCCCGCCCCCUUCUCCCAUAGCUCUGUGCAGCAGUGGAUGGGCCCAGGGCAGGAAUGGAGAGAGGGGGCAGGAAUAAAGGUGGGAUCACAGCACAAGAGCACCAAUGAGGAAAAACUGGAGGAAGUGGUAGAUGAAGAGAUGGUGCAGGAGGAGGAGGAAGAAGAUGAGGUGGAAGAGGAAACUCGAAGAAAUGAGGGAUACCCUCCUCCAGCUUCUGCACUUUAUAUGCACUCUCCGUCUCCUGAGCCUAAUGAACUCACUAAGCAGGAGCUUCGGAAACUUGAGAGAGAUUUCUUCCUGAGCAGUUUGUCUCAGCCGCACUCCGCUGAAUUACAGGAGCAGCUCCUCUCCUGCCUGGGCAGCGACUGCCUCUCCACCAGAGAGCCAUGGGACAAAAAGGAUUCAGGACGCUGGUCUGUCGGUGCUGGCGAUGACCUCAGCUCAGGCGUGUUCUCUUACAACAGCCAAUCAGACGGCCAGAGCUUUAGCAUGGACUGGUUGGUCCCUGCCCAUCAGCCCCCACCGCGCUGCUUUGAGGGGGUGGAUGUUUGCAUCAGGGAUUUCAAUGGCCGAUGUUUCCGUAUCCGUGAAACACCCAGAGUAAAAGUGGGUCACAUUGCUGUAGGAAUCAGUGAUCAGAUCUCUGAGAAAGUGUUCAGUCUACAGAGCGAGGAUGGUUCUCUGGUGCCCCAUGAUAAAGAAGUGCAGGAAACAGGUCUUUUCCUGCGCUGCGUCCGUGCCCCCGACUGUAGCCACGCCCCCUGCUGCAAGAGGGCUCCAGACUGCAGACAUGCCCCCUGCUGCAAGACCCCAUGGGUCUGGAGAGUCCGAGAUGGAGUGCUGGAGACCAGAGACUGAUCCCUUCACUCCUGAAGCAUAUCACUGCUGUCGGAGGAAAACCUUGCAUCUCCAUUUUUGAUGUUUUUUAAACAUAUUUUAAAAGUACAUGUUAGAGUGUGUUUAAAUUUCAUGAUGAACGGACUAAAAGAAAUGACCCAAAACGACUUGGAACAAAUUCUGGUUCCAUUGAGUUACUGUGAAGGUAAAGGAAGUUUUUUUCCUUCUCCUGUAAAGUUCCCAUUUUGGAGAUAUGAGACAACAGUGAUAUGCUUUCUGCUUUCGCACAUAUAAAGCUCUGACAUUUUUACUUUCUCUGCUCUUAUUGCCUCAAACGUUUUGCUUAUCACAGUACAUAUCAGUUUUUACAGUGUCACAGAAGUGCCAAAAAAUGAUUAUUAUUAUUAUUUUUUUAAUGAACUAAUAAUGAUUAACAUAAGAUUUUACAAUAUGAUGGUCAUUCCUAGAACAGUAUAUCCAAGUCAGUAACCAUUUAGGAACCUUUCUCAAAGGAAAUUCUCAAAGGAAUCAAAGAAAAGUGUCAGGUUGUUAGGUAAUCUCAUACAAUCUUGCUUAUGUGGUUUAUGACAUUGUAAUUUUGUCCAUCUGUGGUCAGUCCACCACUUUUGGGCUAAAAGGAAAAUGGUAUACAGUUGAUUUUUAGCCAGACUAUCAUUUUAAUUGUCCCUCCAUUUCUACAUAUCUUUUUAAACAAAUUGUAAGUAGCUUCUCAAACAUUGUCUUGUCUUUUGACUUGCUUUUUAAACAAUGUUUACAGUGGAUACCAGUGUUUACAAAUGAAUAUCAAGGUUUCAAUGUAAUGUAAAAUGUUUUUUUACAAACUGAUACGUACACAACUGUUUUAAAACCGAGUCAACCAGCAAGUAAGCAACUCGCACGCCGCUAUCAGUCAGUCACAGUAAUUACAGAGAGUAAUUUCUAGUUCAUUGUGUUGUAGCUUCACCACUGCUACUUACAUGUACCUCUUACAGCUACCAUGUGUAUGACUGUGAGAAUAAAAGCUGUGAUUUUAUACCAUU
This is a messenger RNA of Pygocentrus nattereri (red-bellied piranha), 3810 nucleotides long. It is a transcript of the gene map3k14a, whose product is annotated as mitogen-activated protein kinase kinase kinase 14a. Gene Ontology annotation, molecular function: ATP binding; protein kinase activity. The coding region runs from base 155 to 2791 and encodes 878 amino acids. Lineage: Eukaryota; Metazoa; Chordata; Actinopteri; Characiformes; Serrasalmidae. The transcript is spliced from 16 exons. The record is from RefSeq and is a predicted model, not a curated record. Gene Ontology annotation, biological process: protein phosphorylation; positive regulation of canonical NF-kappaB signal transduction.